This is a messenger RNA of Rotaria sp. Silwood1, 849 nucleotides long. Lineage: Eukaryota; Metazoa; Rotifera; Eurotatoria; Philodinida; Philodinidae. The record is from the annotation of a GenBank genome assembly.
AUGGGUAUGGCACAUGUAACUAGUGGUCGAGCGACAUUUACCUAUCAAGAUUUAAUAAAUACAAAUCCAUCAACAACACCUAAAUCAUUUAUUCCAAAAAGUCUUCUUAAACGUAUGUUAAUUCGUGAAAAUGAAUUACGUUUAUCCGAUGAAUAUCAAAAACGUUAUUGCGAAGCAGAAAAGAUAUCCUCAUCAUCAUCAUGGUUAAAUGUAACUGAUGAAUUACAACGACAAAUUAUUCAUGAAUUUAAUUUAGAUGAUGAAAUGGAUGAUGCACUAUUAUGUUUACGAUGUGCAACACAAAUAUAUCCUGAUUUAAAACAUAUUCCACUUUAUGUUCAAUAUAAUCGAGCUAGAGAUGGUGAUUUAAAAAUAGGUGAUAUUGCACCUAAUGUUCCAGUUGUUCAACUCAAUGGACAACAAACUCAAUUAUUUGAUGGAUUAAAAUCUUCAUCAACAGUAUUAAUUGAUUUAUAUAAUGUGUAUUAUAAAUAUAUUAAUUUUCGUUUUAUUUAUAUACUUGAAGCACAUGCACAAGAUGAAUGGCCUAUUUGUAGUGCACGAUGGAGUCCAACAGAAAUGCCAAUUCAAUAUAAUCAAACUCAUACAAUUGAAGAACGCUUAGCAGUUGCGAAAGAUUUUAUUCGAGAUUUUAGUUUUCAAAUGUCUAUUGUAAUUGAUAAACCAGAAGAUAAUUUAUUUGAAAAAUUAUAUUCAUCAUGGCCUGUUCGAAUAUAUGUUAUUGAUAAAGAUUAUCGUUUGACAUAUAUAGCUCAACCAAGUGAAAGUAUGUUAGAAUUGAAUGAAUUAAUUGAACAUUUACAAUUAAUUAUGAAAUCAAAAGAAUAG